Solanum stenotomum is the source of this 1441-nucleotide messenger RNA. RefSeq names its product serine/threonine-protein kinase STY46-like. The transcript is spliced from 10 exons. The record is from RefSeq and is a predicted model, not a curated record. Gene Ontology annotation, biological process: protein phosphorylation. The coding region runs from base 230 to 1426 and encodes 398 amino acids. Gene Ontology annotation, molecular function: ATP binding; protein kinase activity. Lineage: Eukaryota; Viridiplantae; Streptophyta; Magnoliopsida; Solanales; Solanaceae.
AAAGUUUCCAAAUCAACUCUUCUGACAUUCUUCAAACUCUUCUUCUUAUUCUUUCCCUUUUUUUUUUCUCUCAUUUCAAACAAAUACAUACAAGUAGAAGAAAAAAAAAAAUUACUCGCCGGUCGUCCGGCGACUUCUCCGAUCAAUUUCUCGGUGACUGUACAAAAAGUUAUAUAUUCAUUCAGUUUCUGGAGAGUUUUGUUACGGUGUUGAAUUCGUGUAUAUAGAAAUGGAUUUGAUAGAAGGUGUAGGGGAGAGUUCGUCACCGCCGAGGAGUUUUGGGAGCUGUGCAGUGUAUGAUAUAAAAAACGAUGUGUAUAACCGUCUUGUAGAGACUGGAAAUGCUGAGGCCGUUACUAAUCCGGAGCUGCUUCGUGAACAGUUGGAUUCUCACUUUGCUCGCUUGCCUGCUAGUUAUGGGUUGGAUAUUAAUGUGGAUAAAGCGGAAGAUGUGUUGUUGCAUCAGAAGAUUCUUGUUAGAGCAAAAGAACCCGAUAACCGGCCUGUUUAUCAUGUCCGAUUUUUAGAGAAUUAUUGGACUAGAUUUGAUGAUGCAGAGGGUCAGGAUGACUUCAAUGAUUUUCCGAUUUCAAAGGCAGGUGGCAGCUUAAAUGAUGAAGGGAUAAGGAAGGGUAUGAAUGACUUUGAAACUUGCUCUAAGCUUGAGGACCUGAAUUUGGAUGUUAGAAAGAAUUUUAAUGACAAAGAAGAAAUUCUAGCGGAAGAUUCUAGCCGAAGGCAUGAAGUUUCACGUAUUCUAGUCCAUGAAGUUAUCUUUUCCACCAUUGACAAACCCAAGCUUCUUAGUCAGCUCUCUGCUUUACUUUCUGACAUAGGGCUUAAUAUCCGAGAAGCUCAUGUUUUCUCAACAACUGAUGGGUACUCAUUAGAUGUAUUUGUGGUGGAUGGAUGGCCUGUUGAGGAUACAAAGGCUUUGCAUGAAGAAUUGGGGAAAGCGAUUGCCAGAAGUGAGGGAACGUGGUCUGGUUCAUCUCAUUCUAGGUCAGCUGCUGAAAAAGUUAUAGUUGCACGAUUAAAACCUGAGGACUGGGAAAUUGAUAGAAGAUUACUGAAGAUUGGAGAAAGAAUUGCAUCAGGAUCUUGUGGCGAUUUGUAUCGUGGGAUGUAUCUUGGUGUGGAUGUUGCAAUCAAGGUCCUUAGAUCUGAGCAUUUGAAUGACACAUUGGAAGAUGAGUUCGCUCAAGAAAUAGCAAUUUUGAAGCAAGUUCAGCACAGAAAUGUUGUUCGUUUCAUUGGUGCAUGCACAAAUUCGCCUCAUUUGUGUAUUAUUACAGGUAUGCUUCUUUCUGGGACAAAAGUUGCAUGGUUUCUUCGAAACUGUUAUCAUAGUCAUGUCAUGGCUGUUUGGCUGUCUUUAUCUAUAAAAUCGAAGUUGCAGAUUCUCCACUGUCUGGUAGUAAACUGAAGAGUGGUGUUUGGU